Molecule: messenger RNA, 1215 nt
Organism: Blepharisma stoltei
Lineage: Eukaryota; Ciliophora; Heterotrichea; Heterotrichida; Blepharismidae
Source: the annotation of a GenBank genome assembly
AUGGAACAAGUUGUAGAACAGGCAAAAGAACUUAUUGUAAAAAAGGUUAAAUUUCUAAAAGAUAUUCAGUCUUUAUUAAAAACUCUCAAAGAAACUACAAAAACAGUUAGCAAUAUAAAAUCUAAAUGCCCUUAUAACCAAUUUUUACUUGAUGGCUUUGCUGGCUUAAGACAAGAUGCAGUUAGAAAACAAAAUAAAAAUAUGGCUUUUUGUUAUAAAAAAGCUAUUAAAGCAUUGCAGCGCUACCCUCUUCCAAUUUUACACCCAAAUCAGUGCUUGCAGCUCCAAGGAAUUGGAAACUCCUUACUUAAAUCAGUCUACACCAUUUUCAAGUCAAACCACAAAUAUUUCAAGUAUCUCAAAGAAAAAGAAGAAAAAAAGAAGCCAACAAAAGAGCCAGAAAAAAUCCCAGAAAAGCCUGACAUCGACACUUUUGGAAGAAUUUUAUCUAUUUUAGAUCAAACAAUCUUACUAAAAGACUUAGAAAAUAUCCAAUAUGAAAUAGUUUUACUUGUAGAUAACCGAGAAAAUAGGGUCGUAUCUUUUUUGCCAUUUCUAGACCAAUUUGGAAUUAAGCAUGAGGAACGAAAGCUUGGCUUAGGCGACUUUUUGUGGAUUGUGAAGCUUAUUUACCGAGAUAAAUCAAAAAAAGUUCAUAUAGAAGAAUAUGUUUUGGAUUACAUAAUAGAAAGAAAAACAGCUACUGAUUUAACAAGCAGCCAAAUUUCUAAUCACCUCCGAGACCAAAUAAGAAGAAUGAAAGCAGAAUCCUUUUUAAAUAUAUUUUUACUAAUAGAAGGAAAAGCUGAUCGUGAAAUAAUCCUAGAAUCUUCUUUGCAACACAAUAUAAAAGUAUUACAAACUUCAACGCAAGAAGAAACUGCAGAAAUGAUGGCUUUUUUUACUAGAGAAAUCUCAUUAAAUGCCUCACAGCUAUCAGUAGAAAAUAUCAGGGGGAAAAAAGCUUUCGAAAGAUUUAAUGGAAAGCAUAUAAAUUCUAAGCCUUAUGUUUCUGAUAUAUUUCAAACUCAAAUGGCUGAUUUCCCAGGGAUGAAUGUGAAGAAGGUCACUCUUUUGCUUUCGCUUUAUCCUACUUUUGCAGCCUUUCUAGAUGGACUUAAAAAUAAAAGAUGAAUUACAGAGCAAAACCUAAAAUGGGCGGGGAUUGGAGCUAAAGUUAUUAAUGAUUUAUUAUCAUUUUUGGGGAUUGAAUAA